AUGAUCAAGAUUUUGCGCAACGCAAAGCACUUGGAAAUGGCAGUGAUGGUCGGCAUCGACCCGGCAUCCGACGGUCUGGCCCGAGCGCAACGUAUGGGAGUGCAAGUCACCCAUGAAGGGGUUGAGGGGCUGUCCAAAAUGGACGUUUUCCAACACAUCGAUUUUGUCUUUGAUGCCACCUCGGCUGGCGCGCACGUGAAGAAUGAUGCGUUUCUGCGCGCAGUAAAACCUGGCAUUCGUUUGAUCGACCUGACACCUGCGGCCAUUGGUCCCUACUGCGUGCCGGUGGUGAAUCUGGAGCAGAACCUCGAGCAACUCAACGUCAACAUGGUCACGUGUGGCGGGCAGGCAACCAUUCCAAUGGUUGCAGCCGUGUCGCGUAUCACCAAGGUGCAUUACGCCGAGAUCGUCGCCUCCAUCGCCAGCAAAUCGGCAGGGCCUGGCACUCGCGCCAACAUCGACGAGUUCACCGAAACCACCUCCAAAGCGAUCGAAGUGAUCGGUGGGGCCACCAAGGGUAAAGCCAUCAUCGUGAUGAACCCGGCUGAACCGCCCUUGAUGAUGCGAGACACAGUAUUUGUGCUGUCCGCCCUCGCCGACCAGGCGCACGUCCAAGCAUCUAUUGAAGAAAUGGCCGCUGCCGUAAUCGCAUACGUGCCUGGGUAUCGGCUUAAACAGAACGUGCAGUUCGAACUCAUCCCACCCAGCGCGCCUUUGCGAAUUCCCGGCCUGGGGACGUUUAGCGGCUUGAAAACCUCAAUCUUCCUUGAGGUCGAAGGCGCUGCCCACUAUCUACCGGCCUAUGCCGGCAACCUCGACAUCAUGACAUCCGCAGCCUUGGCCACAGCCGAGCGCAUGGCGCUUGACGUCACUCUGCGCGACGGCAGCCACGCAAUCCGUCACCAGUACUCCAUUCAGAAUGUUCAGGACAUCGCCCGCGCGUUGGAUAAAGCCGGCGUCGACUCAAUCGAAGUCGCACACGGCGACGGGCUGCAAGGCUCCAGCUUCAACUAUGGCUUCGCCGCGCACACCGAUCUGGAAUGGAUUGAAGCGGCGUUCGAUGUCAUCAGUCGAGCCAAAAUCGCUACGCUGCUCCUGCCGGGAAUCGGUACGGUGCAUGACCUGAAGGCCGCCUACGGUGCCGGUGCGCGUGUAGUACGGAUCGCCACGCAUUGCACUGAAGCAGACGUAUCGAAACAACAUAUCGAAUAUGCCCGCGAGCUGGGGAUGGACACCGUCGGUUUUCUAAUGAUGAGUCACAUGAUCCCCGCCGAGCAGUUGGCCGCGCAGGCCAAGCUGAUGGAAAGCUACGGGGCGACCUGUGUGUACAUGGCCGACUCCGGCGGCGCGAUGAGCAUGCAGGACGUACGCGACCGGUUCCGUGCAUUCAAGGCGGUGCUAGAUCCGAGCACCGAAACAGGUAUGCAUGCCCAUCACAACCUGUCGCUAGGCGUGGCCAAUUCCAUCACCGCCGUUGAAGAAGGCUGCGACCGCAUCGAUGCCAGCCUUGCAGGCAUGGGCGCGGGAGCGGGCAAUGCUCCACUUGAAGUGUUUAUUGCCGCCGCUGAGCGCCUGGGCUGGAACCACGGCACUGACCUAUACACCUUGUUGGAUGCCGCCGAUGACAUCGUCCGUCCGCUGCAGGACAGGCCCGUGCGUGUAGACCGCGAAACGCUGGCACUCGGUUACGCCGGCGUUUACUCAAGCUUCCUGCGCCACGCCGAAAUCGCCGCCGCCCGGUACGGCCUGAAAACCCUCGACAUCCUGGUCGAGCUGGGCAAACGACGGAUGGUCGGCGGCCAAGAAGACAUGAUCGUCGAUGUGGCGCUGGACCUGCUCAAACGC
Molecule: messenger RNA, 1845 nt
Organism: Mesorhabditis spiculigera
Lineage: Eukaryota; Metazoa; Nematoda; Chromadorea; Rhabditida; Rhabditidae
Source: the annotation of a GenBank genome assembly